Molecule: messenger RNA, 552 nt
Organism: Heterobilharzia americana
Lineage: Eukaryota; Metazoa; Platyhelminthes; Trematoda; Strigeidida; Schistosomatidae
Source: the annotation of a GenBank genome assembly
AUGUAUCCAACUGGUAAAGUGCCUUUGUUGUUACUGGAAAAUGGAAAACAAUUACCAGAAUCGGAUGUAAUUAUGCGUCAUAUAGACAGUGCAUAUGGUUCAAAUGUUUUACUUUCGCGUUGUGGAGUUGAAGGGUUUGAAAAAGCAAUUGAACUUGCAGCUCAAAUUUCUCGACCACAAUACAUGAUUGUAUUCGGGCAUAAAGCAUCCCCUGAAGAUAUAUCACUAUACCAGGAAGCAUGCAGCAAGAUAGAUAGUGUUAUCAAGGGCCCAUUCUUCACAGGCUCUGAUCUAAGUCUAGCUGACUUACUUUUAUUUCCACAUUUGCAUCGAUUUGAAAUUGUUAUUGGUCGAAUUAAUGGUAAAGAACCAGAAGCUAUUCAUGAACUAGAUGCCAAUGAUGAAUUACGUAAUAAAUGGCCAAAGCUUAUAGGAUUUUUGGAUAUAAUGAGAAAGCAGAAAUUUGUUGCUGAUGUCACUAUAUCAUGUCAACUUCAUGCACGUUAUGCAGCUGCAAUAAAUUUAGGUCAGAGUAAUCCAGAUAUAGAAUGA